This is a messenger RNA of Melampsora larici-populina 98AG31, 1293 nucleotides long. RefSeq lists its product as uncharacterized. The coding region runs from base 1 to 1293 and encodes 430 amino acids. The transcript has 6 exons. The record is from RefSeq and is a predicted model, not a curated record. NCBI's taxonomy places the organism in Eukaryota, Fungi, Basidiomycota, Pucciniomycetes, Pucciniales, Melampsoraceae.
AUGAUGCGCUCUGGACUCCGACGAAACCGGUCGGCCUCUUCACCCCCUUCCAGCUCUGGCAGCGAAUUGCCAGAGAUCACGACUACCGCGCGCCAACAAAGAAUCACUCGAAACCAAGGAGGCCAAAGCAGAAAACGCAAGCGAGCAAGACCAAAUGACGACGAAGAAAAUGAGGAUGACCUUGACCUCGGAGACGACCACGAUGAUGAAGACGAAAAUGAUUUGUCUGAGCGACCCAAUCUCAGCAACUUUUGCAAACUGGGCUGUGAAUGGGGAAUGCCUCGCGCUGAGGAAAGGCUCUCUUCUCUCAACCUCCCCAAAACCAACCGGCUUUCAGCGAGCGGCCUUUUUGAGGCACAGUCAUUGCAAUCGGAGUAUGAGUUGGAUAAGACUAUGCUUUGCAUUGUCUUGAAAUGUAGCCGCCGAGUUUUGGAUGAAGCUCUAUUGGAGAGCCCAUUAGCACGCGAGCCAAAUAUGUACACAAAUUAUCAAACGUACAGUCUGGUUGCCACCACUACUAUAAUGCCACCGAAAGGUGUCUCCAUAGGCUUCAAGGAGCGCAAUGCCAUAGUCGGCUCCACAUGGUCCAACUACGAAAAAGAAGAACAGGAAGUUUUCACUCCUCAAUUAUUCGAGCGACCCCUCAGCCAAGAAGACCUGGACAAAUAUGUUCCGGUAUUCAAGCGUCUAGUCAAUAUUACGAAAGUCUCACACGACUUAUACCAGGGUCGCUUGUGGAGGCACAGCGGCAAAUCAAAAAGUCGAUCACUAGAAAAGAUGAUGACACUCGAAAUCAGCAAAAUCAUACGUCACGCUCCAAAUCAUAUGCGCUCUAAACCACACGAACCAAAGCCUAUGUCAGAAGGAGCAGCCCGUCAAGCCCAAAGACGGACAGAGCUUGCAAGUGCCCUCAAUGAUUUGAUAGCCCCAUAUCUUCGUGGUGGGUAUACGGGCAGGGGUGACGCACAUCCCAAAGUUCCUAACUUGAAGGCCGGCUUUGAAGAAAAAACCUUUCGCGGCCGCGUCAAGCUCACUUUCAAUUGCACACCUCAGAGCCGGAUCACGGAGCUCAUGAUAUCCAAGGGUCCUGGGCAUCUUUCAAAUGACGAAGUAGACAUUUGGAUUGAUGACAUCAAAAAGAAAAAUUACACCAUUAUACCUGUCCGCGUGAGUGAUGUGGAAGGAGAUGGUCCAGAUGAUGAUUCCACUACGGGGCACAAUAAUGCCCAAAUCAAUUCCGCUGAAAUCAGAGUGCCCAAUGACCCCGACCAAAGCUUACUGGCAGAGUUAUAA